GCGGAGUGGCAGUAGCGCGCGAUCUGCCGCGGCCGGCCGCCGUACGCCGUACGCGCGCACAACGAACGAACGACCCGCACUCCCGCGCACACGAUUACCAAAGCGAAUUGUCGCAGUUGACGAUACCGAGCCGCCCUUUAACACUAACUGAACCAUUAGAAUUUCUUUUCGCCCGACGACUAUUCGAGUGCACUGAUCAAAUUAAAUCCAAAUUAAUAUUUAUUUGCGAGGGCGGAUAAUAACGAAUAAAUCGACUAACUAACUCGAACCGCACGAAGGUGUCGCGUCGCAAAAAGCGCAACACAAUAGAGUAAGCGUCUAAUUAUAAACGUGGUUGUGUUAGCACCGCCGAGAUGCAGAACAUUGAUCCACUGGAGUUCGCCAACAUGCUGGCCACUGAGUUGUGGUGCCAACAGUUGGCAAACCUUGAAGGCCUCCAGUCGGGGGUCCCAACCCGCACCACGGCGACCAUAACGCCCACGCAGUUGCGCAACUUCGAGCAAACCUAUAUCGAGUUGAGCAACUGUCGCAGCGAGCAGAGCAACCACGCAGGUUUCGUCCCGCCUUCCGUCACGCAGACCAACAAUUACGGCAUCCUGAAUCCGGUGGGUUACUGUGACUCGGGCCCGACGACUCUGCAUGUGUCGCCGGGCCCACUCUCAGCUAGCGGUGACAGCAGUAGCAGUCCUGGCCUUCCGGCGCCGAAGAGACGUAACAUGGGCGGACGAAGACCGACUAAAGCUCCCCAGGACAUCUCACCAGAGGAGGAGGAACGGAGAAAAAUACGCCGAGAAAGAAAUAAAAUGGCAGCUGCGCGCUGUCGCAAACGGAGACUUGACCACACCAAUGAACUGCAGGAAGAAACAGACAGGCUCGAAGAGAAAAACCAAGCGUUCAAAGACGAAAUCCGCAAGUUGAACGCCGAUGUAGACCAGUUGCAGGCGAUUUUGCGCAACCACUUACCGCUUUGCGGGCUCGAAAAGAGGUCAACUAGUCCACCCGACGUGAAGCCGUUUCAAGACCCCUACGACUAUCCAGAGAUGCCAGAAGACGGGGUCAGAGUAAAAGUGGAAGUGAUGGAUCCCGUAGUAGACCCCGUCCUUGGGUUAGAUAAUGAUAUCUUCGCCUCGCCGACGCCGGACAAAAGGAUAAUGCUGUCGGCGGCAAACCCGGCCGUGGUCACGAGUGCGAGUUCGCUGGACACGCCACCCGUACGUCCCUCGCGACCUAACUUCCUCCAGGUGCCGCUCACCGUCACUCCCGCGCAGAUUCACAACAAUAAAGCGAUGGGCAACAACAACAAAAUAGCCGGCAUCGAGAUCAGCACGCCGAGCAAUGGCAUCCCUUUCAACUUCGAUAGCCUGAUGGAAGGCGGCACGGGGCUGACCCCCGUGCACCCGCACCCGCACCCGCACCCGCACCCCUGCGCGCAGCAGCAGCGCGCCGCGCCCGACCUCGCCUCGCCCGACGCGCACAACAGCCUCGUCAGCCUCUGAGAUCACCUCUCCGCCGCCUGCCCCCUCUUCGAGCCGCUCGACCUGCUCAGUGACCUCGAGCCGAGCCCCCUCGACUAGCAGUGCGGCCUCUCGACCGGGUCGCCCCGGCCGGCGGGACUACUGCUGCCAGGACAACGGCGAGAAGUAAUCGGAGUUCUAAGCUCGAUACAGAAAAGAAACUGGAAUUUCUUCGAAGCAGUAUUAUACUGGAUGUAAUAUACCCCGAGAACCUGGCGGCAGUAAUACCGGCGGGGACGACUCCAUCUCGCGUGCCUUGUCCGUCGGGCCCACGUCAGACGUGGCCGGCGCACAGAACCUAGUUCGUAACGUGUAAAGACUACGCUAUUUAUUCUUCGUAACUUUGUAACUUCUAUCUCGUUUCUAUCGUGCUAUCUCCGUCUCCCUGGGUCCCCGCCGGCUAUUUUCUCUAUUUAUUGAGGGGGCCCACGUAACACACUUGCUCACUAUGUGCUUUGUAUUUAUAUUAUUGAAUAUUUAAUGGUAGUCUAAUGUUAGAGCGUAUCGGCGCAGCGACGCCGGCCUACGAGAGUCAAUUUAUGAGCUGUUCUAGUAUUCUAAAGGAGAAUAUUUUUUAUAACUAGAUUGUAUAUCUGCGUAAAUAAUAAUUGUGAUGUAAAAAUAAAACAGAGUUUUAUUUAAAGCAUUUCAGUGAUUAAUUUUCGAGUUGUGCUUAAUAUCUAGCGAGGCUAGACUAGUUGUACGUUAUAUUGUAGGAGAUCUCCAACGCGACGCCCGCGGGCUCGUCCGGCACCAAGUCGACCCGAUCCACGGCAUCUUGUCAUAAUAACCGAGUGCCAUUCGCUAUGUCUAUUCUCAAGAAUACGAUAAUUUUGAGUACGAAAUAUUAGUUAACCAUAGACUAACAGCAAUAUUACUUAAUGAAUAAUUAAUAUAUUGAAUGUAAGUUAGCUCAAUAUCGAUGUAAUGUCAUACCGUUCAUUGGAUUAGGUACUGGUAGUGUAAAAUUAUUAAUAAGGAUUAUUUGUGAUACGUCCAGUGAUUUGCGCUCCGAGAGGAGACGGUCAUUUUAUAUUGUGUAUUUAUACUCACGACCUCGUUUUAAGUCAAUUUUCGUCACAUUGGUGCAUCGAUGUCGGUUCCGAUUGCAUUUUUUGUGUAACUCUUUUUUAAUUUAUAAUAAAAAUUAUUGUCAUUAUAAUAGUCAUGUAUUUGGUUCAUACAGUAUCGAGUUAGUUCGAGUUAGCCCCCGUCCCACGGGGCAGGGUCGUUCGCAUGUUUUUACCGAUGGUGACCGCUGGGACAAAACAAGUUUAGUGUAAGGCAAUAAUUAGGCUAAAGGCACUUAACAUUUAACUGUAAUACGCAUAACUUAGACCAAAUUAUUAUUGUAUGUGCUUUAUGGUAGUUUUAAUUAAAAUCUAAGCCAAAUAUUGAUUUUAUGUCGUUAAUUUAGGUUUAGGAUAAACCGCCGUUUCCGAAAAAGUAUUAUUGGUUAGACGCCCAGGAAUGCGGAGUAUUUAUUUUAAAUAAUUAUUGUAUAUGAAUCAUCUUUUGAAUUUUUAUAUGAGCGACUUUUAUAUUUAGUAACAUACAAUAAAAUGUCUUAAGCAUAAUAUGAACAUUUAGAUAAUAUAAGAGAGAUAUAAUUUUUUCUAGAAGAUUUUUUCUUAAAGCAAUCGUAGAAUACUUUUGUAUUUUUUCAUAAAAUUUAGCAAAGCAAUAUAUUUGAUAAAAUAAUUAUUGUUCUAUUACAGCCAGAUGUAGUAAAUUAUAAAAUAUAUAUAAUAUAUAUAUGUAAAUCAGAAUAUAUAAAGUUUACGUACACCACUGA
Messenger RNA from Nymphalis io (European peacock), 3309 nucleotides. It is a transcript of the gene kay, whose product is annotated as transcription factor kayak. The record is from RefSeq and is a predicted model, not a curated record. Gene Ontology annotation, biological process: regulation of transcription by RNA polymerase II. Gene Ontology annotation, cellular component: nucleus. The transcript is spliced from 5 exons. Bases 354 to 1496 code for a protein of 380 amino acids. NCBI's taxonomy places the organism in Eukaryota, Metazoa, Arthropoda, Insecta, Lepidoptera, Nymphalidae. Gene Ontology annotation, molecular function: DNA-binding transcription factor activity, RNA polymerase II-specific; RNA polymerase II cis-regulatory region sequence-specific DNA binding.